Messenger RNA from Galeopterus variegatus (Sunda flying lemur), 2001 nucleotides. RefSeq lists its product as uncharacterized. Gene Ontology annotation, molecular function: phosphatidylinositol-4,5-bisphosphate binding; phosphatidylinositol-4-phosphate binding; phosphatidylserine binding. The transcript is spliced from 12 exons. Bases 1 to 2001 code for a protein of 666 amino acids. Gene Ontology annotation, biological process: defense response to bacterium; pyroptotic inflammatory response. The record is from RefSeq and is a predicted model, not a curated record. Lineage: Eukaryota; Metazoa; Chordata; Mammalia; Dermoptera; Cynocephalidae.
AUGCCCUCCAUGUUUGAGCGUAUUACUAAGAAGAUAGUCAAAGAGCUUGGAGACAAGGACAUGAGUCCUGUCAAAUCCCUGCUGAGUGCCACCAAAUUCCGUGAGUUUGAUAUAUUACGCAGGAAGAAAUCUCUCUCAUUGUUUUGGGAACAACCUGACAUUCCAGCUGAAUUCUCCCUCAAGGACAUCCUGGAGUCAAGUCCUUCAGUCCCAGAUACUGUUGUGACAGGACCAUUUUCCUUUGGUGUCACGAUGGUCCAGAAGCAGAAGGCUGGUGUGGAUGUGAAAGCUGUUGUGCAACUGAGUGCAUCUAGGGUGGCUAGUCAGUUCUGUGAAUCUUUUCUUGAGAUUCAGACUGUUAGAAUCCCACCCCAAACCCUAGAGGACCUUCAACAGAGGAAACUGUUGGAUCCAGAGCCAUCAUUUCUGCAGGACUGCUGGAACAGAGAGGACGACCUAUAUAUGGUGACAGAGGUCGCUGAAUUGAUCAAUAGUACUGUGCUGUGUGGUAGCAGUAGUAAGAAUGUUUUAGGAAAAUUUUCCCUGUGGAUUACUCCUGGCAAGAAAGAUGGGGAGACUUACAUCUACCCUCAAAGAACUUAUUGCCAAGUACCUGUUGAACAAGACGUUCUCAUCUCAGAUGACGAUAAGCAGAAAACCUUCCCAAAAGAUUUCAAGCGUCUGCAACAGGAGGUUUCCCGGAAAGUGGAGGCACUGGCCCAGCUCUCAAAGGACUUUCAGAAUGUCGUGUUCCAUAGUAUCCUGGCCAUGCUUGGGGAUAGAGGGGCUCUGCAGGACCUGAUGAACAUGCUGGAAUUGAACUCCCGGGGUCAUUUGGAUGGCCCUGGUGGUGUCAUCCUAAAUGAACUGUUUCUACAUUCUGAUGCAAAGUACGUCAUUCUUUACCUCCUGGAAGCCCUGAUGGCCUUCACCAAGGCCCCCACGUCCCCAGCCCUGGACACGGCUCCUUUUGCCCCUAAAGAGCAGUCGUCUCUGUUGGUGAGGGCCAAGAGCUUGGUCAGAGAGCUGGGCAGGAAGGACAAGCUGGUGCCCGUCGACAGCCUGAGCAGCUCCCCAUGCCUGCGCCCCUUCUGCCUGGUCAGCAUCGAAGUGUGCACAAGGCCUGGAAAAGCACUGGCCCUGGGGAGCCCAGGCCCUGAGGAGGCCCGGCUGGGGCCCCUCCAUAGCUCUCCUCUUCUGCCCCCUCCCGCACCUUGCGGGAAGCUGAGGCCGCUGAAGCCCUCGUUCCUCAGGGAGCUGCAGAGCCACAUGGAGGGGGAGAGCCUGUACGUGGUGUCAGAGGCCGCAGAGACCGUGCAGGACACACUUCAGAGCCUCGGCUGCCCAGAGGGAGCAGGGCAGCUGUCCUUCGUCAGCCCAGGCCAUGUCCAGGGUCAGAGCCACAUGGCCAAAGAGAAGACAGUGACUGUCCUGCGGGGCAGUGACUUGUCCUACAGGAUGCUGCAUCUGGGGAUCAAGGAGGAUCACUGGGGCCUGCAGAGCCAGGCGGGGGCACAGUUGCAGGUCUUGGCCAUGCUGCCCCCAGAGCUGCAGACCAUGCUGCUGGACACCCUCCAAGAGUUGCUCAGGGACCCUCGGGCACUCAGGGAGCUGGAGGACAACGAACUGGCCAAAGGAAGAGCUGGCAUGAGAUAUGGGGCUGAAGAGAAGCAGCAGCCAUUCGCCUCUGAAGGCUCACAGCAGUCAGAUUGGGUGACGAGCAGGUGCGAAGAUGCCCAGCAGGUUCCACGUGUCCUCCACUCUGUGUCCACUGCUUCCUCCUGCCCUAACCCUGCCGACCAGCAGGGCUCUCAGCCUAUCACAGGGUGCAGAGAGGCAGAAACUCGAGGUUCAACAGCUUUCCAUGGCGACCCCUUGCGGUCCCUUUACCGCCAUGUCCAUGGCUUUCAUCCCUGCUUCUUCCACCUAGCUGCAGUCUCUCCAUGCUGUUGUUGCAUGAGCACAUCAGACCCCACUGCUGCCUCAGGGCCUUUGCACUAG